Rosa rugosa (rugosa rose) is the source of this 426-nucleotide messenger RNA. RefSeq lists its product as uncharacterized. The record is from RefSeq and is a predicted model, not a curated record. The coding region runs from base 1 to 426 and encodes 141 amino acids. The transcript has a single exon. NCBI's taxonomy places the organism in Eukaryota, Viridiplantae, Streptophyta, Magnoliopsida, Rosales, Rosaceae.
AUGGAAGAACUGUAUAUCUAUAUUAAACAACUUCGUAAUCAGUUGCAGUCACUGGAAAGAAGAGCCAAAAAUCUAAAGGAACUAUGUGGAGAAUUGGCUCUUGAUAAUGAUCGUUUACUUGAGGAAAACCCAAUUCUAAGGAAUCAGUUGCAGUCAUUGGAAAGAAGAGCCAAAAAUCUAAAGGAACUAUCUGAAGAAUUGGCUCUCGAUAAAGAUCGUUUACUUCAGGAAAACAACCAGUUGGGAUCUGAAGUUGGGACAAUGACAGAACAAGUUAAUGCUGCAGAAACCAAUGCUACUAUGGUUAAGAAAGUAACCUUGAUAUUGACUAUGAUAGUUCUUGACUAUGAUCGUUUACUGAAGGAGAACAAAAAUUUGAAAAACCAAUGGGAUUGGGAGAUGGUCACAUCUGCAGAUAAAGAUUAG